Molecule: messenger RNA, 1632 nt
Organism: Aspergillus luchuensis
Lineage: Eukaryota; Fungi; Ascomycota; Eurotiomycetes; Eurotiales; Aspergillaceae
Product: Hsp70 family protein
Exons: 5
Coding region: 1-1632 (543 amino acids)
Source: RefSeq, a predicted model, not a curated record
AUGAGAGCACGUUCCGUGGAGUGGACGCCCCCUGGUGCAACUUCUUGCAUCAUCCCUUCAGUUCUAGCCUACCCCAACGGCGAGGAUCAGCAGUCAACAUAUGGAGAGGAGGCGCUACACCAAACUCCACGAUACGCCUGGACUAAAAUGCUCGUGGAGGGGGUACCCGAGGUUCGAGUUGCAGAACUGGACUUGAAUGCUCUUUUCGGCGGUGAAGAGGCUUUCAAUUAUGAAAACCGCCCUGCGACGGUGAGAUUAAUCUCACACUUCCUGUCGAAUAUCCGAAACGCCUUUCGCAACGACCCAGGAAUCCUGCGUGAACUAGGAACCGGAAACCUACCACACAUCGACUGGCACUUUUCCUUGCCGGCUUCUUGGGGCGCAGAGGGCCUGGCUAUUAUGGAGGCCGCCAUCAACCAGGCCGGUUUCCGACAGAACGAAGGUCGGAUCUACUUUGCGACCGAAGGGCUGGCUGCGGCCAUUGCUGUGGCAAACCGACUGAGGAAUAAGUCGAUGGCACAACCAGGAGACCGCGUGUUGGUCUGCGACUUGGGUGGUCUAACGAAUGACUUUACUGCAUUGGAUGUUGUUGCGGUGCAUCCGACCGAACCUCAUCGUCUAUUUUUCCAGAGAUAUGACGAGGACAGUAAAGCGGAUUGUGCUAACCCCAGAAUCGACCAAUCGUUGUUAAGGCAUCUUCGGAGGACCCUAGGACGGCCCUUAGGAUCGGGAAGGGUCAUGCAUGUCGGGUUGAACGCGGCCAUCGCAGCCAAACACGCCUUUGACGGCCAAAGCGAGGCCAGUGUCGACCUCAGCUUUGACUCAUGGUAUCUCCCCCGGCACUUUCGAGGUCAACAACGCGACGCCUUUGACCAGCAAGGGCGCAGAUUCAUCUUCUCUCAGGAUGCCCUCCAGCAGAGCAUGGGUCCUGUUGUGACCCAGAUCCAGGACCGAGUGGCAGCCCUCAUCGAUAACUGGAAUCCCAGCAAGAUUGCCAUAAUUGGUGGGUUGAGUCGGUCCGGUUAUCUGCAAGGAAGGCUGAGUACCAUGCUUGCUACCAGGUAUCCCACAAUCUACCAGGUACCUAUGGAUUCCUUUCGCGGCAAUGAUGCGUGCAGCAUCACCGCUGUCGCCCCCGGCCUAGCCAUCAAGGGGGGGACCAUCACCCAUCCCAUGCAGUAUCUGGGGAAACAUACCUAUGAGCUUGUCACCCCCUUCGUCGAGGAGCUAGGAACGGAGCUUGCUCCUCAUCACGGAUUGCAUCGUCGUAUAGCCUUUACUGAGGUGCAGGCACGAGACGGUGUACCUCCAAGGGGCGAAAUAAGUACCGUUUACAGCAUACAGCAAGGUGAGCAUGUGCGUGACCUCGAAAUCCGGCGGUAUGAUAGUACCGGAGUCUCUGAAAGCGUUGGCUUCGCGGCACUCUAUUUUCCAGAGAACACGCACACUUGGACAUCUGCAGAUGGGACUAUCAAGCACUACCGCCUUCGCGCAUUCUGGCGUCUUGACGUUGUGUUACAUGCUAAAUUGGUUUGGACCUUCGAGGUGCAGGACCGUCAGGAUCAACGGGUGGCAGAGGUAGGGACGAUAACACAUGUUGUCAGAGACCUCAUCCCCCGCUGGGCAUCAUGA